AUGAUGAGUGGAGGUGAAAACCCAAACAAUGAUAGCGUCGUUGGGACUGUCCCCGAUGGGAUUUCCAGCAUCAGCUGGAGCCCCAAGUCCAACAUCUUUGUUGCCACCUCGUGGGACAAUCAGGUGCGCUGCUGGGAGGUUACUGGCCAGGGUGCCGUGCCCAAGUUGUCCAUGUCGCAUCAGCAGCCAGUUCUGUGCUCUACGUGGAGCAAGGACGGCAUGCGAGUGUUCACAGGAGGCUGCGACGGAGUGGCCAAGUGCUGGACCCUCCAGACUGGCCAGGCAGUGGAUAUCGGCAAGCACGGCGCACCGAUCAAGACCGCGCACUACAUAGACGAGCUCCAAAUGCUCUGUACCGGUAGCUGGGACAAGACCUUGCGCUACUGGGACGGAAGGUCACCCACGCCCGCGGCCACUGUGAACCUGCCCGAGCGUGCCUAUUGCAUGGACGUGGCCUAUCCUCUUGCCGUUGUUGCCACUGCCGAGCGUCAUGUGCUCAUCUACAAUCUCAGCAACCCUGCCGUCGAGUACAAGCGAAUCCAAUCACCUCUCCGCUACCAAAGCCGAAGCUUGGCCUGCUUCCCCGACAAAAAGGGCUUCGCUCUCGGUUCGAUCGAAGGUCGUGUGGCCAUCCACCACGUCGAGGAUGCUGACAGCAGCAAGAACUUUGCUUUCAAGUGCCACCGCGACACCGCACGUGACAGCAAUGCUAUCUACGCGGUGAAUGCCAUUUCCUUCCACCCUGGCUACGGCACUUUCUCCACGGCCGGCUCUGACGGUACGUUCCACUUCUGGGACAAGGAUUCGAAGCAGCGCCUCCACAGGUUCCAGAAGAUGCCACAGCCCAUCUCCUGCACGGGCUUCAACUUUGAUGGCUCCAUCUUCGCCUACGCGUGCUCCUACGACUGGAGCAGGGGAACGGACAACUACAACCCGGCCACGUCCAAGAACUACAUCCUUUUGCACGCCACCAAGCCUGCCGAAGUUCAGGGCCGUGCGAGGUCGUAA
Acanthamoeba castellanii str. Neff is the source of this 1008-nucleotide messenger RNA. RefSeq names its product RNA export 1, putative. Gene Ontology annotation, molecular function: RNA binding; ubiquitin binding. The record is from RefSeq and is a predicted model, not a curated record. The transcript is spliced from 7 exons. Lineage: Eukaryota; Discosea; Longamoebia; Acanthamoebidae. Gene Ontology annotation, cellular component: nuclear pore. The coding region runs from base 1 to 1008 and encodes 335 amino acids. Gene Ontology annotation, biological process: transcription-dependent tethering of RNA polymerase II gene DNA at nuclear periphery; RNA export from nucleus.